This is a messenger RNA of Cladophialophora bantiana CBS 173.52, 3180 nucleotides long. RefSeq lists its product as uncharacterized. Bases 1 to 3180 code for a protein of 1059 amino acids. The record is from RefSeq and is a predicted model, not a curated record. Lineage: Eukaryota; Fungi; Ascomycota; Eurotiomycetes; Chaetothyriales; Herpotrichiellaceae. The transcript is spliced from 5 exons.
AUGUCGGCUCCAAAUGCAAACCACGACGUCUUCUACAGCGUAGACGAUCUGCUCGUUGAGCGUGCAAAUGAAGACAUCAGCGAGCCCAUUAUCGUUUACCCAAACUCCGAAUCCGCACUACCGGAUUUUCUGUUUCUUACUGCAAAGAAUGUCCACAACUUCACGAACACUGCGGCCCAGAAACUGUUGGAUCAAGGCCUGAGAAAAGUUCCUAACCAUGAGGCCGAGACGAUCGCCCUUUUGGGCCUAUCCGAUGUGGAAUAUAUGAUCACAAUGUUUGCCUUGAGCCGUCUAGGGUAUACGGUAUUUCUGCUCUCCCCGAGACUCGCAACCGAGGCCUAUGCUACUCUGCUCAAAGAAACCGGGUGCCAAACGAUAUGCUACGACCUAACAUUGGAAGCUACUGUGAGAAACAUUCGUGGCGUCGAGAGUCUGCGGUCCCUGCGGAUCCUGAAAAGGCGUGACUUUUAUGAAGCGGCCAUAACCACCGCUUCAUUCGAACGAUCAGACCUCAGCACUUCUGCGAAGCAAAAGAUAGCCUUUAUCUUGCAUUCGUCAGGAUCGACGGGUUUGCCAAAGCCUAUUUAUCAAACCCACCAAGCUUGUCUCGAGAAUUUUGCAAAAGGUCACGCCCUACUCGCCCUGUUAACAGUACCACUUUACCAUACACACGGCCAUGCAUGCCUGUACCGAGCGAUCUUCAAACGAAGCACCAUUUAUUUCAUGAAUGCGCGGCUUCCGCUGACAUCGACAAACCUGAUUUCUGUGAUGGAAGCUGUCAGACCUGCAAUUAUAUUUACUGUCCCAUACGCCCUUGGCCUUCUCGCUGAGACAGAGCGUGGCAUACGAGCAAUGCAAUCGUGCGAGAUUGUCUCCUCGGCCGGAAGUCAAAUCCCAGAUGAACUGGGCAACAAACUCGUUGGUCGCGGGAUCCAUUUGAUAUCGCACUGGGGCUCGACCGAAACUGGAGCUCUCAUGGACUCUAUGCGUCCCAAGGAAGACAAGGACUGGUCAUACAUGUCGAUAUUUCCCUCGGCAAAACCAUUCGUACUGAUGAGACCGCUGGGAGCUCGAAGUUACGAACUAGUAGCACUCGAUGGACUUAAGUCGAAAACUGCUUCGAAUUCGGCCGAUCCGCCGAACUCAUUUUCUACCAGAGACAUGUUUGAAGCUCAUCCUACUAAGCCAAAUCGUUGGAAAUACACCGGGAGACUGGAUGACAGAGUGACCCUUACAAACGGUGAGAAGGUGCUACCUUCUGUCACGGAAGGCCGCUUCCGUCAACACCCACUCAUUCGUGAGGCCGUUGUGUUUGGAAUAGGACGAGCGUUGCCAGGUGUACUACUCUUUCGUAGUACACUUGCGGCUUCAAUGUCUGACGAGGAAUUUGUGGAAAAAUUGUGGCCUCUCAUUGAGGAAGCCAAUUCCAAGGUUGAAUCUUUUGCUUGCAUCUCAAAAGAAAUGAUCGUGCCACUCGGUGUAGAAGUCGACUACCCACAGACGGACAAAGGCACCAUUAUCCGUCCUCAAGUGUACAAUGUGUUCGAAAGUAUUAUUGACGACAAAUACCAACGUCUGAAUCAUGGUACCGAAGGAGCCUUGAGACUCAAUCAAAACGACACUGAAAGCUUGAUUUUGGAGAGCUUCAAGAAAGAAGGCCCAAUCGAUCUGCCUUCGGCUGAUACUGAUUUCUUCUCUGCAGGUAUUGACAGUCUUCAAGCCAUCAAGAUGGCAGCCUUUCUGAAGGGAAAGUUGUAUCUCCCAUCUCCAACGGCGUUGACACACAACACAAUCUUCGAACAGGCAACUGCAGCAAGAUUGGCCAGGCAUCUUGUCUGGCUCCAGAAUGGACAAGAACCCAAGGAGGAAGAUGAGAUAGAAAUGAUGAAGAGGAUGAUCGAGAAAUACUCGACAUUCUCAAAGUUUGUGCCAGUUGAGAAAGGCCAAAAUUCGAGAUGUUGUCUACUUACAGGGGCAACAGGCUCAUUGGGCAUUCAUAUCCUUACCGUGCUUCUUCAUAACUCGGGGAUAAACAAGGUGUAUUGCCUUGUGAGAUCUUCAACGGCUGAUGAUUCGAAGCAGCGAAUUUUCUCUAGUCUUUCGAGGAGAGGGUUGUUAUUACCAAACGAAUUUGAGCGACGUAUUGUUGCCGUACCCAGUGAUCUGGGCCGCGAAGACCUUGCCCUCGGGCAGCAGAUGCUCAACGAGAUGCGAAACAACGUGUCCCUAGUUAUACACAACGCGUGGGCUGUGAAUUUUAACCUUGGCCUGCGCAGCUUCGAGGACCAGCACAUCAAAGGCACGCACCACCUACUCAAUUUUGCCUUAUCUGUCCGAGCACUGCAACCUGCACGAUUCGUCUUUCUCUCGUCAGUAUCAGUAGCGUCAAAGUCAGAGAGAACGAAUGUUGUGGCAGAAGCUUUGCUAGAAGAUCUAAAUUCGGCCAGCAUGGGCUACGGGAGGUCGAAAAUGGUCGGAGAGCACAUGGUCAACAAGGCGGCUACCUUUGGCAUCGAUUGCCGUGUAAUCCGAAUCGGACAAAUCGUCGGUGAUAGUCAAAAUGGAUUCUGGAACGAUUCUGAGUCUGUACCUCUCAUCAUCCGCUCGGCACUGAAGUUGGGUUGUCUUCCACAAUUGAAAGAGAAUUGCUCAUGGAUUCCUGUUGAUUUUGUUGCGAGUAUCAUUGUUGAGUUGUGUUACAAAGAAACUUCCACUGAAGCAGAAGACUGGGGCCCCAACAGUCCGGCCUUGUCUUGCCGUUUCUACAAUGUUGUGAAUCCAGCCUCAUUCUCUUGGGUAGGCGACUUGCUUCCAUUACUGCGGGAGACGGGACUGUCCUUUGAGUCCGUCUCCCCGCAAGAAUGGCUGGCUCGAUUGGCAGCAAGCCAACAGGAUCCAAACGUCAACCCCGCGAUCAAAUUGAGGUCUAUCUACGAGAGUAAAUACGCAAUCAAGCAGAGAACAAGAGGAGACAAGCACGACACGGACAUAGCAGCUGGACAGGUCUCAAGCUCGACAGAUUACGAGGCCGGCAGGUUGGAGGAAGUAGGCAACCAGGUGGCAUUCGCCACGGAGAGAGCAUGGGACGAAAGCGAGACAAUGAGGAAUCUACCUGAUCUACUUGGCGAAGGGUUCGUGAACAAGUUUGUCACCAGCUGGUUAGAGCAAUGGCAAGGUUAA